Messenger RNA from Macrosteles quadrilineatus (aster leafhopper), 3508 nucleotides. RefSeq names its product beta-lactamase-like protein 2 homolog. NCBI's taxonomy places the organism in Eukaryota, Metazoa, Arthropoda, Insecta, Hemiptera, Cicadellidae. The record is from RefSeq and is a predicted model, not a curated record. Gene Ontology annotation, molecular function: single-stranded RNA binding; RNA endonuclease activity. The transcript has 7 exons. Gene Ontology annotation, cellular component: mitochondrial matrix. Bases 279 to 1145 code for a protein of 288 amino acids.
AACCUAACCUAUUGAACUUUUAAGUUCUAUUGUUUAUCAGUAAUUUUAAUCUUUUUAGAUUGCUAUAUUUUUAUUUUUUUAGUAUAGUAUUUUGUUAAGUGUUGCUUUUAUUAGUUUCAAAGUGAAAUAUCCUUUAUAUUUGUAAGAUGAUGAAGUGUGUAGCUGUAGAACAUCAACCUUUCAGCUUUGUUAUUAAAACAUAGGCCUAAUGCUACUACACAACUUUUCUAUAUUUCUUUAAUUACAAAACAACGUUAAUGAAAUUGGUAUAGUUAACUAUGGCUUUUAAAUCUUGUGUCCCAGAGAUUGCUCGUUUGUCCUCUAGGGUCAUUUCAAUACUAGGAUGCAACCCAGGGCCCAUGACCUUACAAGGAACUAAUACAUAUCUCAUUGGAACUGGAAAGAGGCGGAUACUAUUGGAUACAGGAGAUGAAAAUGUUCCUCAAUACAUUGCCAACUUGUCCAAGGUGUUGAAAGAUGAAGUAUGUGAUAUUGAACAUGUUGUUGUAAGUCAUUGGCAUCAUGACCACAUAGGGGGAGUUCCAGAUGUACUUAAAUUGACCAAGUCAGAUUGCAAAGUUUGGAAGUAUCAACAAAUAGACGAAGACGGCAAUUUAGUACCCUCUGAAAUACCAUUCAACUGUUUAUCUAACGGUCAAGUUUUAUCAACUGAAGGGGCCUCAUUGAGAGUGAUACACACUCCAGGACACACAACGGACCAUGUAGUGCUGACCUUGGAUGAAGAUGGUGUGUUAUUCAGCGCGGACACAGUCUUGGGAGAAGGCACGGCUGUGUUUGAAGAUCUAAAAGAUUACAUGAACUCUCUACAUGUUAUAAAGGAUGCCAAACCUAAAGUCAUCUUCCCUGGACACGGUCCUGUGAUUGAGAACCCAGAUCAAGUAGUGGCAUACUACAUUGCUCAUAGACAAAAUAGAGAAGAUCAAAUUGUGAGUGUGCUAAAGAAGGCGCAUCAACCUCUUAGUGCUGCUGAGAUUGUGCAAACCAUCUAUUCUGAUUUAGAUGAACGACUUUUAUUAGCUGCAGAAAAUAAUGUUAUUAAACAUUUGAUCAAGCUUGUAAAAGAAGAAAAGGUCAUUGAAAUUGAUGACAAAUGGCAACUUAUAGAGCAAACGUCAAAGUUUUAGGCCUAAUACCACACAAGGCUUUUACACCAGUAUACAGUUUAUGUAACACGUGAUAUUAUAAUAAUCAACAUGCAAGCAAUAUAGACUUUGACUUGUUCACAUUUGUUUGAACCAUCGAUCUAUUACUACAACUGGAUCGCGCGCUGUGUGCUGGGUUUUCGGUCCGGUUGCUCGGAUCUUCCCCCACCACCUAACGCCUGAACUGUCUCUCUCACUCAUUACUUCUUAUUGUUUCUGUAUUUGCGCUCACAAAAUACGCUACAUCUCUGUUCACUGUUACUCCAUAUUCAAUUAAUUUACUUAAACAGUUGUAAUCUCCAUGAUACUGUGGAGAUUAUGGAAUAGAUUUUAUAUCAAAAUCAUUCGGUUUUAGAUUACAUUCGAUACUAAAAUCUGCUAAACACAGUCUGAUGCUGCCACUUUAAAUUGUAAAGCUGUUAUCUUCGCUAAUGAUUAAUUUAUUUGUCCGGUAGUCAAUCCGUCCAGUAGUUAAUGCGUAAUUGAACUUCAAACAAACAAACACACAAACUUUCACAUUUAUAAUAUUAGUAAGAUAACAGAUAUCCAUUAGCUUUUAUUAACUUCACUUCAUGGGUGGUUUCUCCCAGCUAAUAGACAUCCAUCUUCAUGGUCUCUAAAAAUAGUUUUGGCAGAAGUUCCAAAACUAUUUUCAGAGACCAUGAAGAUGGAUAUCAAUUGGAUAGCAUGCCAUGUUCACAACAUGAUAAACCAUUUUUUCCUUUGUAAUAUUAUUAUUCAAAAUAGACUGGAAAAACUUAACUAACUUAAACAGUUCUUGAGAAGAGUAAAACAAACCACCCAUAUCUAUAGAAGCCGUGAAAUCCAUGUGUGGCUGAGGCCGUGUUGAUCUUUGUUUGGGCCAUCCUUAUUUCCCUCCAAUCUCCUUAAUCUGGUGGAAAGUGAGUGAACUAAGUAAUGCAGUGUUUGUGUUUGAUUGGUGCUGAACUCUGGUGGGCAAAGCCUGAACUUGGUGGAGUGGGUGAUCUUAUCUACUUUCUCUCUUCUGGAAAAGUUUUCAGACAAGCAACAUGUCUAGGGUUUUGUUUGGUGCAGUGUUAAAGUUUCUAAGUAUUGGUUUAAAGUAAAUGUAAAUAUGUAGUGCUUCAAGUAAUUAUUUUCUUUAAUAACUUCCUAUAAAGAUGUAAAGAUCUUCGAAAGUGGGUAAGAUCACUCCAGCAUCAUAAGUGAACAUUAUUAGCAUCAGUAACUUCAACAGACAUUAUGUGGCCACUUCCCUUCCUUCCUCCAAGUCCAUUUAACCAUUAUUAAUUAUUGGGGAAAUUAAUGCAUCUGGCCAGAUUUAAACUAAUAAAUCUAAAUAAAGUUAAAUAUGACUGUAAGAUAAAAGGUACACUUAAUUUCUAGGUAAAAGUAAACUACAAUCCAUGUUAACUGUGAUGAGUGAGAGCCUUAAUAAACCAAUUGUUUCAAAUGUAUGUAUUGUUCUUCAUGUCUAGCCCCAAAUAAGUCACCAAAGCAAGUCAGAUAAUACAGUCCACUUAAGUGUAUGCUUAAAAUAAAGUCAGUAAAAGUCAAACACGGGCAUUGGUCCGAACAAUCUUAGUUUCACUAAAACGUUCAAACAUUCUUUAUCAUCAAUUUUCCAGAAAUGUAAUAACAAUACAUUCUCCUGGUAAUACAGAUUACCAAUUAAGGGUUGACAGAAAAGUCGAGACUUGAAUCUAGUAAUGUGCACCUGCAAGACGUUCCCGGGUAUCUCGUCAAUUUCAUUUUAAAACAUUUCCGUUUUGAAUCAAAUUUUUUACAUAAUGUGUUCAAAUGAAUUGAUUCGAAAAUAUAAUAAGCUCUACCUUAUAUUUUUCAUUUCAACUUAAAAAAAAUAUUAUUUUGACUUAACUCCACUAACUCAUGCUGGGGCUUUUGUCAUUAGAUAAAUUUUAAUCCGUCCUAUUAUAGGGAUUUAUUUUAAAGUACAAAGUAGUACACAUUUUGUAAAUAAAGUAGGCUUAGAGGGCUAUACCUUUUUCUUGCUUUGAUAAUGAAUGGUACAAUGGAGUUUGUAAUAAUAAAACAACAUCAAAACCUCCGUACUUACAUGAUGAAUACAACAGUGAAACCCGAAUGUGAACCGAAUAAGUAUCAACAAAGAUACGACAGUAUAUAUCAAUGAAAACACAGUAGCCCCAUAUUAAGUGUAUGGCAGAAGCUGUGGAAGGGGGUGCGCCGGACCGAUACGAACAAAAUUUCUGAGCAGCACAGCCUGCGAUCCAGUUGUAGUAAUAGAGAUGAAUGGUUUGAACUUAUUUAAAAAUAUGUGAUAAGUGACAGCACAAAGUAAUAUAUUUAGUAGUAAAAAUUAUGUUACCAUUUUCAGUCAACUA